Molecule: messenger RNA, 492 nt
Organism: Anoplophora glabripennis (Asian longhorned beetle)
Lineage: Eukaryota; Metazoa; Arthropoda; Insecta; Coleoptera; Cerambycidae
Gene: Rpp20
Product: ribonuclease P protein subunit p20
Exons: 3
Coding region: 43-465 (140 amino acids)
Biological process (GO): tRNA 5'-leader removal
Cellular component (GO): ribonuclease MRP complex; nucleus; nucleolar ribonuclease P complex
Molecular function (GO): nucleic acid binding
Source: RefSeq, a predicted model, not a curated record
AGUAGGUAGGUAAUAUAGAAAUUAGAAUAGGGAAAAAUUCCGAUGGCUGAUAGAAAGGAAAAUUCGAGUAGAAAUAAUAAAAAUCAAAGUAGGAAUCAUAAUUUCCGCAAACGGCCACCACAGAAACCCGAAAUAGGGGAAAACGUUCUAUUCAUAAGUACAAAAACGAAUAUAAAAGCCCAGUUAGAGCGUUGCAAGAAGUUGAUAAACAACAACGAGAGUGAGAUUAUAAUCUACUGCCUAGGAGCUGCUAUUCAGAGAGGCAUAUUAUUGGCUCUUCAGUUGUGUGAACAUCAUGUCGCAUACAAGAUCUAUACUAAUACUUUAUCUACUGAACUAAUAGAUGACUUAGAACCGGCGGUGGAUGACGCAGACUAUGAUAUUCAAAAACGUUUUAAUUCUGCAUUACGCAUAAGAAUCUUCCGCAGCGAUCCCCUUGAGACGCCCGAAAAGAAAGCUAACUGAAUAUGUUCUUUACUAUAGACGAAUUGG